AUGUCCUCGACGGCUUACUCGGCACACUUGCAGCGCACCGUCGUGCCCCAGCUCGCGGCGGUACGCGACGCGAUCGCGGGUGUGGACGGUGACAUUGCGGAUUACGAACAAGUCGCCCGCCGCCUGGCCCGCUCCGACCCCUCGCGCAGCCACAAGACCCCCGCCGAGCUCGGCGUCGGCGUGUGGGUCGACACGGUCGUGCACGACGCCAGCGUCGUCACCCUCGACCUCGGCCUCGACGUCCACAUGUCCCUUCCCGUCGCUGAGGCCGCCGCGUACGCGACCAAGCGCGCAGAGGUGCUCCGCAAGAAGCGCGCCGCGCUCGUCCUCCGCGAGGAGCGGCUGAGCUGGGAGGUGGAGCAGUUUGAAGGCGCCAUCAAGGAGGCCGGCGCUCGUGAGGCCGCUGCUGGCGCAGCUCCUUCUGCCGCAUCGUCAUAG
Molecule: messenger RNA, 438 nt
Organism: Vanrija pseudolonga
Lineage: Eukaryota; Fungi; Basidiomycota; Tremellomycetes; Trichosporonales; Trichosporonaceae
Exons: 3
Coding region: 1-438 (145 amino acids)
Source: RefSeq, a predicted model, not a curated record